AUGGCACACCCUCUCCUGGCGCGCAAGUAUGUCGAUGGCAUCUACAUCCCCCUAGGCCUGCUCGUCUUCGGCACCGCCAUUGUGAAGACCGCAUGGACCGGCUACGCAUUGCUGGUGGGCAUUAUCCUCAGCGCCCUCAAGUUUUACAACAGCGUCCCCAAAGCUGUCCUCAAACCUGACGCUUUCCAAGAGUUUGAGCUCAAGGAGAAGACGAUUAUCUCGCACAACGUCGCGAUUUAUCGAUUCGCCCUCCCCACACCGACCGACAUCCUCGGCCUCCCGAUCGGCCAGCACAUCUCCAUCGGGGCAGCGCUCGCGCAGGCCGAUGGGACGACGAAGGAAAUUGUCCGCUCCUACACGCCCAUCUCCGGGGAUCACCAGCCGGGCCACUUCGACCUCCUGAUCAAGUCAUACCCGCAGGGCAACAUCUCGCGGCACAUGGCCUCGCUGGCGGUCGGUCAGACAAUUCGCGUCAAGGGACCCAAGGGCGCGUUCGUGUACACCCCCAACAUGGUUCGCCGCUUCGGUAUGAUCGCUGGCGGCACGGGCAUCACCCCCAUGCUGCAGGUCAUCAAGGCCAUCGUCCGCGGCCGCGAGUCCGCCAACGAUCGCACCGAGGUCGACCUCAUCUUUGCCAACGUCACCGAGCAGGACAUCCUGCUGCGCGAAGACCUCGACGCCCUCACCAGCCAAGACAAGGGCAUCCGCGUACACUACGUUCUCGAUAAGCCGCCUGCCGGUUGGGAAGGCGGUGUUGGCUACGUCACCGCUGAGAUGGUUCAGAAAUAUCUCCCGAAGCCCGCCGAUGAUGUCAAGAUUCUGCUGUGUGGCCCGCCGCCCAUGAUCAGCGGUCUUAAGAAGGCUACCGAAUCUCUCGGCUUCAAGAAGGCUCGCCCCGUCAGCAAGCUGGAAGACCAAGUCUUUGCUUUCUAA
Molecule: messenger RNA, 933 nt
Organism: Dichotomopilus funicola
Lineage: Eukaryota; Fungi; Ascomycota; Sordariomycetes; Sordariales; Chaetomiaceae
Product: NADH-cytochrome b5 reductase 1
Exons: 4
Coding region: 1-933 (310 amino acids)
Cellular component (GO): endoplasmic reticulum
Molecular function (GO): oxidoreductase activity
Source: RefSeq, a predicted model, not a curated record